AUGGCUCUCCUCCGUCCCAGGCUCAGUCUGAGUCUGGCGAGCUGUCCUGCCGUGGGAUCGUCCUCGCGUACGCUGGGUCGAGGUAUCCGCACAGGCUCACCGCCUCGACGUCCAUCCGAUCCAGAGGACGAAGAAGGGCCAGUCAUUGAGCUCGGCAGUCCUCCCCCUCCGCCCCCGCCUCCGUCAGAAACACCCCGCGCAUACUCUUACACCAAUGGGUAUUCUGGACGGUCCGAGAAGGGCCACGAUGCGCCUAAAUACGACGCGCCUCACAAUGCGCCUAAAUACGACGCGCCUCACAAUGCGCCCAGAUACGACGCGCCUCGCUACGACACCCCCGCCUACCCCCCUCACAACCCCGCCUAUCCUCCUCACAGUGCCAGCUACGAGCCUCCCAAGGUCGAGCGCGAUCCUCCCCAGCUCGAGCGGGACAGCGAAGUCACUGCCCCCUCGGACGUGCGCGUCAAAGUCGAAGGCGCGCCCCGGACCGAGGACAAGCCCACCGAGGCGCCGAUCCUCCUCUCUGCCGAUGCGCCGCCACUGAACGUCCCGCGUAUCGCCGCUCCACCACCCGACUCGCCUCCCGAACCUCCACAAUUCUCCGACUCCACGUCGUCCGCCUCCGAAGCAACGCCCGCCAAGGAGGAAUGGGAGCGCAAGUACGAGGAGCUACAGGCGGCGUACGCCAAGAAGAUGGAUGAACUGCGUGCGGUAAUGGACGAGAGGAGGAAGAAACUCGCCAUAAAGACGGGAGAAACGCUCGCUCUGGUCAGCCAAAAGGUCAACGAGGUGACGGGGUACCGCGAGGUCGAGCGACUCAAGCAGAGCGUCAAGGAUCGGGAACAACAGAUCAAGGAGGGGCGGACAACCGUUCGGGAAGCCAAAAAAGCGUACGAGGACGCAGUCGCGACUCUCUCAAGCACGCAGCAGAGCGUCAACGCCCUUCUUGAGAGAAAGCAUUCCUGGAGCGACCAGGACGUCGCGACGUUUACGAAACUCGUUCGCUCGGACCAUGCCAGUCGCGCCGCGGUCGCGAGCACCAACGACGCGCUGAAGAAUGCCGAGCUGGAUGUCGACAAGGCCUUCACUGGCCUCAUGCAGUCAAUCCUCGAGCGAUACCACGAGGAGCAGGUCUGGAGUGACAAGAUCCGUUCAGUGAGCACUUGGGCACAAGUCGCCGCCCUCGUGGCCAACUUGAUCGUGUUUAUGAGUGCGAUCGCUUUCAUCGAGCCAUGGAAGCGCCGCCGCCUCGUCCAAGGACUCGAGGAGCGUGUCAGCGGCAUGAUGGGCCGCGUCGAAGGCGAGAUCCAAGGGCUGGCGGACAAGGUCGGCGAGUUGGAUACCAAGAUCGCAGCGGCGGCCGUCGUGGCGGCGACCACAAUGCCUGCGGGGGUGGCGGAUGUGAUUGGCGGAGAGGUGGUUGGCGAGGGCGAGGCUGCGCUGGUCGGCGAUUCGGAGGCGCAGGCCCAAGCCGUCGCCGCCUUGGUGAACAGCCUUCUCGCCGACGCUCUCUCUUCUGAAGAAGCAGUCGAGUCGCCAUUGCAAGUCAUCUCUGAUGGUGACUCGUACUCGGCCCGAGCGAUUCAGUGGACCACAGCGCAGUUGGGCCACAUUGCCGCUCCGAGCCCCGAACGCGACUUAGCGGCAGCGGGUUUGUUGGGUGCGGCAGCGGGCGCCACUGUUAUUGGGUUGUGCUCGCUCAUUGCGGGACUGCUUAGAUCAUAA
Molecule: messenger RNA, 1725 nt
Organism: Cutaneotrichosporon cavernicola
Lineage: Eukaryota; Fungi; Basidiomycota; Tremellomycetes; Trichosporonales; Trichosporonaceae
Gene: SHE9
Exons: 2
Coding region: 1-1725 (574 amino acids)
Biological process (GO): inner mitochondrial membrane organization
Cellular component (GO): mitochondrial inner membrane
Source: RefSeq, a predicted model, not a curated record